GCGCCUGGCGCCCCUGCUGCCGUCGCCGGUGCCAUGAUCACCGAGGCUGCGGGCACUGGCGCCACGCAGGGCAUGAACGUCGACACCAACGGCGACAUUGGCGAGUCUGACCUCACUCAGGCUGCUGGCGCGCUGCAUAUAUCUGGAGCCCCUGCGCCACCUGGACUCGCUCAUCCAGCAGCGCCAGCCGCUGCAGCAGCCGGGGCCGCGGCGCCACAGCACAUCAUCGUCUCGGACGACCUCUUCGCUUUGUACGUGGAGGACUGCCUCCUCAGCGACUUCGCCGUAGCCGCAGCCGGUACUGCUACGGUCCGGCUCGUGCCCCGCAGCCAGAUGGGCUCCUGGGCGAUGCUGGAUGGUGUGCUUCGCCAUCUCGGAUUCCAAAGCGGUCAUGUUGAUGCGUGGAUGGCCUUGGGGGUCGUCAGAACCCGGACGACGAAGGAGCAGGCGACAGCGCUGCAGCGGCGGCUUGAGCUCGCACGCACGCUGCUGACCCUGGUGGAUGCCCAGCGGUGGCCCGAGCCCGACAUCGAGAAGGCUGACGAGGCCAUGGGGCGGUUGGCGGCCGCCGCGGACGCUAUCCAGCGGGAGCUGGCGAGCACGGGAGGGCGUCGAGGGCUCAAUCCUCCCUCGCGGCGGCUCUGCCAGGAGCUCGGGGUCAUGGGCCUGACACUCCUUGACACCCUGUGGCCAGAGAGCGGCGUGGUCGGCACGCAGUGCUCGAAUCAUCCCGGACUCACGCCAGCGCAGCUCUCGCGGGCACUCCCCGCCGCAGAGGCGACGGACAUGUGCCUUGCCUUGUGUUCGACCGCGUCGGACGCUUGCUGGACGCGCCUGGCCGGCAAGGAGGUGGUCAUCUGGUCUCCGGCUGCCGCCGAGGAGUUCGGUCGCUUGCUGGGAGGCUACGUGCGCCAUUUGGGGCAGGGCCACCGCGGCACCACGCUGCGGUUGGUGUGCCCCCUCGACGACUUGCCGGGCUGCUCCACGCCGACGGUGGAGUUCAUGCUGCAGCCGCUGGAACAGAUUAGCCCGGGCGGCCGCUUUCCGCAGGUCUCGUGGCGGCCAGUGGGCCUAUUCACCUUCCAGCACGAGGCGCUGCUCGCGCUGCCGACGACGCUGACGAUGGAGGAGCCCUGGAAACAGGUCGCGGUAGGGCUGGCGACCAUCAGCCUUGAUUUCCCGACUCGUGCCGAAGCCCGGGCACUGGAGGUGACCACUGCGGUGCUGGCAGCGGGGUGGAAUCAGUCUGAGCCGCGACGAAGCCCGGCUUCGCAGAAGUCGGACCCCCGACUGCGCCUUACGUUGUACUCCGGCGACGCCGCGUGCACCGUGCUCGACGCCGCCGCCUUCGCCCGCCAGCUCCAGAGGCUGCUCCUCCCGAUGGGGGGUGCCGCCGCCCGUGGCGACGUCUUCAUGGACGAUGCGGCGCUGAUCAUGACCACCACGGGCCCAGGCGCAUUCACAGUGGCGGGGGGCAACUGCUUGGAGCUCCUCCCGCUGAGCGCGAGGACUGCGGUGAUACGCGCCAGGCUGGAUGAGGCCAAGUGGGAGGAGGACAUGCGGGACUGGCAGGCCGCAGAUCCUCAGCGAAGUGUUUACCACCUUCGCCAUAAGCGGCUGUUCAACGAGGGCGGACUCUGGGCCUCCGCGCCGGGGUCGGCGAACCGGCAGCGGCAACUUGCAGCCCGCACGGACGAGGUGUCGGCGCGUCUCUUGCUGCAGCUGCAGGGUCCGCCAGGCCCCCGGCCCGACACCGCUGUGCAGGCGGUGGGCGAUAUGAUCCAGAAGGCUCUCGGCCAGCAGGUCAAGCCCAUUCGUCCUGAGGAGGCUCUGGAGGCCUACUCCCUUCGUCCCGAGCGCGGUACGAUGGUGGGCUCCCUUACUGGCCGCCUGGAGCUGGCCGUUCGCUCGCCGGCUGAGGCCCGCCAUCUGCAUGAGUUACUCCACGGCCGUGGCAUUCAGCUCGGGGUCGACCUGGUGUCUCUGCAGGUGCAGCUCACUCCGCUCGCGGCUCGGCCGGGAAACGGCCGCCGGUGCUGGGCGACCCGGCCGGCCUGCGCCGGAGCCCAUUCGAGCAUUCUGGGCGCACGGCUCUUCCGCCAGGGCUGGCGUGGGCGUGAUCGUCACGACUGCCUUCUUGAAGCGAUUCGCUCCCACUUCGAUUGGCGGAUCUUGGUGCCCGGGCGUGCCGGCGAGUUGUGGCUGAAUGGCGAGAAAGGUGACCUUUCCAUCUUUGCAGUGUACUUCGCCACGGGCUCGCACGAGAGGGCCGAGGAGGACUCCGCCAUCACGGCCAAGACGUCCAGGCAGCGGAUGCGACGUACUCUGGCGCCUCAGAUUGCACCGUCGUCGCGGCGGCUCAGCCUGCUGAUGGGGGACUUCAAUUGGGUGGCUGAUGAGCUGGGGCGCAUUCAGAUUGAGGGCCACGGGCCGAGCGGCGGGCGCGACCGGAGGGAGGAGCAGCACUUUGGGCAGCAGUUGCAAGGCACCGACAUGGUGCUGCGGCGCCAUUCAGCGUACACGCACCAGCACCAGGGAGAGUCGCGGGCCGGGGACUCAGGGCGCACCCUGCCUCCAGAGAUGGGGUACUGCCCUGCCUGGAAGGACCGGGCCCAGCUGAUCUUCACCGAGUGGCUGGCCGGCGAUCGCAGUGGCAUGGCGACGUCCCCUUUUGGUCGUCUCCGGCUGCUGAAGGAAGCGAUGGCCGAGGCUGCCGUGGGGCUCCAGCGCGCUGCCCCGCGCGAGCUGCCACGGGGCGACGCCGAGGGCCGUCUCUCUUGGUCGAUGCGGGGCUUGCAGGGCGCGCAGCGUCAGGACCGCGAUCUUCUGCUGCAAAUGGCGGAGGCGGUGCCGGAGCUCGCCCCUUGUUUGACGAUGCCGCCGUUGGAAGCCCGUCGCUUUCUGCAGGACGCAGCCCGCGUUUACGCGAAGGCCGCUGCACGAGCCCAGCUGGAGGAGGUGCAGGUGGCAACGAAAGCCGGCGAGUCCGAUGGGACGGUCCGCGGUUUGCGCCACCGGGCCAUGCAGACACUCCGCCGCUUGCGCCCGCGGGCGGAUCACGCCCUAUCGGCGAUGCAGCUGCCCGACGGCUCGGUCACCGCGGACCCGCAGCGUUCUGCCCCCGCCUUGGUCCGGCACUGGGCCGAGCACUUCCGGGCCAAGGGCGUCGGCAGGUUGGAGGAGAUCGAACAGCGGUUCGCGGCGAUAGCGAGUUUUGCGGAGGUGAUGCCCGAGUGCGAGGUGGCGGCGGCUCACGUGCGACAGGCGCUUGAGGCAGCUGGUGCAACGGCUCCUGGGCCAGAUGGCAUCCCGUAUAGCUUCUGGCGGUGCAUCGGAGAGCUUGGCGUGGAAGUGCUCGCGGACACCAUGGCGGCGAUGAUGGCUGAAGGGUCAGAUGAGACGAUCAUGCGUGAGUACGGCUCGGGAGAUAACGGGUUCGGCCCCUGCGACUUCAACGGGAGUUUGCUCGCGCUGCUGCCGAAAAAGCCCACGGUGCACGACCCUGCUGCAGGGGCUUUCUUCUGCCCAGCCGACACGCGGCCACUCAUGCUCGUGGACGCCUCGAACCGCCUGCUGGCCAGUGCUCUGCGGAACGCCAUUGAGCCAGCGAUUGAGCAGCUCGUUGGCCGCCGCGAGCGCUGCGCAUUCGCCGAUGACCUCGCUCUGGCGGGAGCCGGCGGGCACCGGGCGUGGCCGCAGCUGAACCGCCUCUUCGCGCGCUUCGCCGCAGCGUCUGGGCUGCACCUGAACCUCGCGAAGACUGCGGUGCCAGACUGGGGCGCGGUGCGGAUCGCCCACUCUGGCACGUACCUGGGAUUCGAGGUCGGCCCAGCGGCGGCGGAGAGUGGAUGGGACGCCCCCGUGCGGAAGUACAAGGAGGCGGUUUGCAAUUGGGCUGGUCGGGUGCACGGCGUGCACCUGGCGACAUUAGCAUACGACGUCUUCGCGAUAUCGAAGCUACAGUAUGUGGCGCAGUUGCAUGGGGCGCCUCCUGGCCGGUCACGGUUGGAGCAGUGGGCGAUUCAAUAUCUCUUCCCUGGCCGGUACAAGUGGUUGCCCCCUGGCGUGGCCCAGCAGUGGCGGGAUGAGUUCAGGAUGCCGUGCCAGCUGGCAGCUCGCUCCCGUGCCGCGGCCUCUUCCUGGGACAUCGAGUGGCGAUGGCGCGCUUGGUUCACGGCCGGCCCUGUCCAGAAACUUCAAGCCGCGAUGGAAGGCUUGGCCCGCCAGGGCAUCACAGAGUCCAGCGCCAUGGAGCAGGGGGCGGGGCGCGGCCCGCGCCCCAUCCCCCUCGCGACCUGGCGGCGUGCCCGCCGGCGGCUCCAGUCAUCGGCGGCGACGCUCUUGCGGCGGAGGCAUUGGCUUCGAGUGGGUUUCGCCCAGCUGAGCGCCAAAGUCCGCAAAUGGCACGACCCGGGCUCCCUGCCGGGCCGCCGGGCCCAGCGGUGCCGACUGGUCACGCAGCGGCUGCCGAAGCGCACGGCACCGCGAGUGCGAGCGGCCGUGCUGCGCACCUGGCUCAACGGCCGGUGCACAGGGCGCCGCUUUGGGGCCCGCGGAGGGCGCUGCUUCUUCGGCUGCACUGGGGGCGAUGACGACGUCCGGCACUACGUCCGCUGCCGGCAUCUCUGGCGAUUCGGGGUGGACAAGCUAGGUUUGGCAGACCCAGGGCACCCGGAGGAAGUGGCCCGCACGGCAACGGUGAUCGCCGUCGGCUACAAGGCCCACGCCGUUGUCAGCCACACGGCGAGGGCCAACCUCGACAUCCAGAGGGCGUUCGCGGAGGUCCUCCGGCAACUCCAGGAACGGCAGCCCGCGGCGUGUGAGGGCCGCUUAAAGGGCUAUAGGUCCGCCCGGCCUCCGGGGUCCCUCGGAGCCUCCGCUGGUCCGCUCCAGGCCUCGGGCCUCGGGCCCGCCCUCACCCUCCGCGCGGUGGAG
Messenger RNA from Prorocentrum cordatum, 4935 nucleotides. The record is from the annotation of a GenBank genome assembly. NCBI's taxonomy places the organism in Eukaryota, Dinophyceae, Prorocentrales, Prorocentraceae.